This is a messenger RNA of Aspergillus mulundensis, 4413 nucleotides long. Its product is annotated as vacuolar protein sorting/targeting protein 10. The record is from RefSeq and is a predicted model, not a curated record. Bases 1 to 4413 code for a protein of 1470 amino acids. The transcript has 2 exons. Gene Ontology annotation, biological process: Golgi to endosome transport; Golgi to vacuole transport; protein targeting to vacuole. Gene Ontology annotation, cellular component: membrane; Golgi apparatus. NCBI's taxonomy places the organism in Eukaryota, Fungi, Ascomycota, Eurotiomycetes, Eurotiales, Aspergillaceae. Gene Ontology annotation, molecular function: protein binding.
AUGAUAUCUCGGUGGUAUCAGUUUCUGGCUUGCCUCGUACUGGCGCUUUGGCUGCCACCGAGCGCUGCGAAGAAGGAGGAGCCCGGAAUCAGCCGUUACGAACUCCAUGAUAAACCGUAUGCUAUGUUUUAUUUCGAGAAGUCCGACACGGUUCUAUUAAAUCUGGAUAAUGGAGAGCUUUUGCGUUCAUUCGAUGCUGGUGAGCACUGGGAAGUGAUUGAGGAAGAUGGCAUGAAGCAAGGAGUCACUUCCAUCUACCCACAUCCUUUUGACAACAAUAAAGCUUAUGCGCUGGGUCGAGAGGGAAAACACUGGAUGACGACGGAUAAAGCGAAAACGUGGAAGCCUUUCGAGAUUCCUGAUCGAGCUCAUUUCAAAAGUCCACAGUCUGGCCCUCUUUCUUUCCAUGGACGGGAUUCCAGCAAGGUUAUCUUUGAAACCAGACCGUGCGUGCUAUGUACGCUGAAGUCAUACUAUACUACGGAUGAUUUCGGUACAAUAAAGGUGCUGACAGAAAGCGCUGUGGGCUGCUACUGGGGCAUCGGCAAUCCUCUCUUUGGGACAGAAUCUGAAGUUUCGCAUGAGUUGGAAAAGCGUACUAUUUGUGUAGUUCCAGGUUUGAAGGCAUCCUCGACGUUCGCUUUUCGGUUGGUUUACUCGGACGACUACUUCAGCAGCCAAGGUAUCGAGGCUAAGCUUCAGGAUGGCCGCCCAGUAUCUGGUGUGACCAGUGUUGCGCAGGUCAAGCGCUUUAUGGUCGCUGCAGUGGAAUCCCAGGGCACUACCGAGAAAGCCUUAUAUGUGACAACUGACACAGAAAAAUGGCACCGAGCAGACUUUGGAGAUCAUCGUUUGGAAGAAAAUAGUUACACUAUCCUUGAGAGCACGAACUAUAGUCUCCAAGUCGAUGUGCUUACUGACAAGUUCAACGGUAUCGGUGUGCUUUUCACUUCCAAUUCAGAUGGCACCUAUUUUACUCGGAACAUUGAGCACACGAACCGUGGCCGGCGCGGCCUAGUCGACUUUGAGAAAUUAGCUGUGAUACAAGGGAUAGUAUUGGUGAAUACUGUCAGAAACCCGAGCGAGGUUGAAGGCGGCUCAAGGAAAGAGGUUGUCAGUCAGAUUUCGUUCGAUGAUGGAAGGACAUUUCAGCCGCUGAAGGUGCACCUACACUCAGUUAACUCGGACGCUAACCUAGGACGCGUUUUCUCGAGUCCUGCGCCCGGAUUGGUGAUGGGAAUAGGUAACGCAGGUGAUUAUCUUGGCGAGCAUUCAGAAGGCGACCUUUACGUGAGUGACGAUGCCGGCAUUACCUGGCGUCUUGCUCUCAAAGGACCACACCUGUACGAAAUCGGGGAUCAAGGCGCUGUUUUGGUGGCAAUCAGCGAUGCGCCUAAAGUGAAGACGGUUGAAUACUCCCUUGAUCAUGGGAAAGAAUGGAAGUCGGUUGAUCUUCCUCAUGAGAUCGACGCCAUUACAACUGUGACCACGACACCGGACUCAACAAGCUUGAAAUUCAUAGUCCUUGGGCAUUCAAAGGGGAAAUACUGUGUUUAUUCGAUUGAUUUUGAGGACUUGCACGAACGAAAAUGUGAAGAUGACGAUUUUGAUAUGCAUUGGCCCGCUCGGCUCACUCCUGAAGGAAACCCUGAUUGCUUAAUGGGAUCUCAGCAAUUUUUUAGGCGCAGAAAGGCUAGCGCUGACUGUUUCGUCGCGGAGGCAUUCAACAGUUCUAUGUCGAUAUUUGAACCCUGCAAAUGUACUGCUGAGGACUUUGAGUGCCAAACCGCACGGACCGAAGACGGCAAAGGCUGCGUUCCACCGAAAUCCUUUAAUCCACCAGAUGGGACAUGCUCAGAACCGUCUGACACUUUUUUGGCUCCGUCAGGCUGGAGGUUGAUUCCCGGUGAUGUUUGCAUCCGGGAAGGUGGAGUGAAUCUCGACAAAGAAGAUAUCGACUUACCCUGCAAAGAUGUUAAGGGAGGAGCAAAGGGCAAAGACAUUACUUCGACUCAGAGAACAUUCAAGUCAGAUGUGUCAGCCUAUCGCUAUCUGGAACGUCAGGUGUCAAACAUCGGCGAAGAUGAGACAAUAAUACUGCACACCACUAACGGGGAGCUACUAAUUUCUCAUGACCAUGGAAAGACCUGGCAGCAGAAACUGAAGGGCACGAGCGUGACGUCAGUCAUUCCACAUCAGCACUUUGCGGACACUGCCUACUUCCUUACCGAUAGCGAAGAGGUGUUCUACACCAUCAACCGAGGCGUGACGUUUGAGUCUUUCAAGACGAAGAAACCUCCGAGCCAUGCGAGCUCCCCACCCCUGAGGAUCCACCCAUCUAAAAGGGACUGGCUGCUUUGGGUAGGUGAAGACUGCGAUUCCGGCAGCUGUCAUUCCAACGCCUAUUUUAGCGAUGAUCGAGGAGACUCUUGGAAAAUCAUUCUGCGCCACGCCAAGAGGUGCGAGUUCGAGUAUAGGGAAAAUCAGCCAGACACCCUGCACCUCGUAUUCUGUGAGCAAUAUGAAAACGAAGAUGAAAGCAAGCGUCUACGGCUCAUGUCCACAAACGACGAAAAGUUUUCUUCGGAAUGGGAGGUUGUGGAUGAGAAUAUUGUAUCAUAUGCGACCAGGCCCGAGUACAUCAUCCUUGCGUCGCGCAAAAACAAAGGUGACAGAGCAUUAAAGGCUAGAGUGAGUGUUGAUGGGGUGACAUUCGCCGACUUGAAAUUUCCCCCCAAUGUGGUGCCAGAUGAAAGUCUCUACACUGUGCUUGACACUUCUGAACACGCCAUCUUUCUAUACGUGGAAGCCAAUAAUAUGACCCACUCUGAAUACGGCUCGUUGGUCAAGAGUAACAGCAACGGCACAACCUAUGUCCUCAGCCUGGACUCUGUGAACCAGAAUACCCCUGGAUAUGUUGAUUUUGAGCGAAUGCGGGCUUUGGAGGGUGUCAUAAUUGCUAAUAUUGUCAGUAACGUGGACGGGCUCCCCGGCGGGGCGCCUAAGAAGCUUAGGACGAUGAUUACUCACAAUGAUGGUGGUGAAUGGACACUCCUAACACCCCCGGCCAAAAACGCCGACGGAGAGAAGUUUUCAUGUUCCGUCGCUGAAGGGAAAGGUACCAAGAGCUGUGCACUUCAUCUUCACGGAUAUACUGAACGCGCAGAUUCGCGAGAUACAUUUUCCUCUGGUUCAGCAAUUGGCUUGAUGAUGGGCUUGGGCAACGUGGGAGAUGUGCUGACGAGCAAAGAUGAAGCAGACACUUUCAUGACCCAGGAUGGUGGAAUUACCUGGAAGUCUGUCAAGAAAGGUAGAUAUAUGUGGGAGUAUGGUGACUCCGGCUCUGUGAUUGCAAUUGUGCCUGAGCAGAAGUCUACCAAAGUUCUGCAUUAUAGCACCGACGAGGGCACCACCUGGCGGGACUACGAAUUCUCAGAUGAGGAAAUAGAGGUGUUUGACAUUUCCACUGUACCCUCGGAUACCUCAAAGAAUUUCCUUUUGUGGGGUAAAAGAUCGGGCGAACUUGUCACCAUCAAUGUUGACUUCAGCGGGCUUUACGAUAGGGAUUGCGAAUUUGACAAGGGCGGCGACAUCAGUGACGACUAUGAGCUUUGGAAUCCAAAGCAUCCAUUCCAGGAAAACAAUUGUUUGUUUGGACAUGUUGAACAAUACCGUCGCAAGAAGACUUCAGCCGAGUGUUGGAAUAAUUGGCGAGGACCUCAUCUGCAUAGUAUUGAAAGUAACUGCACCUGCACCACCGCUGAUUACGAAUGUGACUAUAAUUUCGAGCGUCAAAACGACGGCACAUGUCAACUUGUUACUGGCUUGGAGCCACAGGACCCUGUUGGAUUUUGCAAAGCACAUCCUGAGGCCGUCGAAUACUGGAAAGUUACGGGAUACCGUCGCAUCCCUCAGACGACAUGUCACGGUGGCUCGAACUUGGACCAUCAGGUUUCAGUGCCAUGUCCUGGGAAACAAGAGGAGUACGAUAAGAAACAUGGCAUAAGUGGGACUGCACUUUUUUUCGCUAUCGUGACACCGAUUGCUUUGGCAGGGGCUGUCGGUUACUUUGUCUAUACGAGAUGGGAUGGCAAGUUUGGCCAGAUUCGGCUUGGAGAAUCGUCAACCCAGGCGCAUGGGUUUUUCUCUCGAGACUCUGCACUGAUCACGAUCCCAAUCACCAUCAUCGCUGGUGUUGUGGCUAUUGCAAAAACGCUCCCAUUGCUAGCUACAAGUCUGUGGCGGAGUGCUAGCGGACAUAUGCGCAUUGGGCGUAACAGGAGCUAUCCCCGCCCAUACGCAUCCCGAGCUUCUUUCGCGGCUCGACGAGGUGAUUACAGCAGUGUUGUUGACGACGAAGACGAGCUCCUUGGUGUCGAGGACUUUGAAGGCGACGAAGAAGAGGAGGCAUGA